This is a messenger RNA of Trichoplusia ni (cabbage looper), 2610 nucleotides long. Its product is annotated as transmembrane protein 62-like. The coding region runs from base 123 to 2078 and encodes 651 amino acids. The record is from RefSeq and is a predicted model, not a curated record. NCBI's taxonomy places the organism in Eukaryota, Metazoa, Arthropoda, Insecta, Lepidoptera, Noctuidae. The transcript has 5 exons. Gene Ontology annotation, molecular function: hydrolase activity.
CACUCGAAGUGUCAGAUCGAACUUUUCUUGUUGAUUGUCGCAGAUAAUUUUGGUGAUUAUUUAAUAAACGGUAAAUUCUUUCAAGUUUUGUGACUCAAAUUAAAAGUAUAUUAAACAGUGAAAUGAUUCUUUCCAAAAGUACUAUAUGGGUUUUGUGUGUAUUGUUGUUGGUGUCUAUAUUUAUGGCAAAUUUAUUGAACAUUAUUGCUACGGAUCAUAAUUUCUAUAUUGAAAAUGAAAAUGAAGGAAUAAAUUUUACUAAAUAUUUAGGUGAAAAGUAUGUCAAAAUCACAGAUACUACUAAGAACGUUAUUUGGUUUCUCCAGAUUUCAGAUAUACAUAUCAGUAUUUUUCGUGAUCCUGGUCGAAUCUCUCAGUUUCAACAGUUUUGUGAUAACACAGUGAAGACAAUAAAUCCUGCUGUAGUGUUGGCUACAGGGGACCUGACUGAUGCUAAAGCUAAAGAUAAUCUGGGUAGUUCCCAAGUGAAAACUGAGUGGGUUUACUAUCACAACAUUAUAAAAGAGUCAGGAGUAACUGAUACUGCUGUCUGGUUAGACAUAAGAGGAAAUCAUGAUAAUUUUAACAUCAGGACAAUUAAUGCUCAGGAGAAUUACUUUAGAAACUACUCAGUACAAGGACAGACCCAUGCUAAAUCCUAUGUGCAUAUUGUAGAUCAUAAUGGCAUCAAAGUUGCAUUUUUGGGUGUUGAUGCCUGUCCAGACCCCGGGUUGAGAAGGCCAUUCAAUUUUAUUGGUCUCUUGGACUCAACAGAACAACAAAUUAUCCAAAAGCUAAAGAUUGAAGCAGAAACCAAAGCUGAUCAUAUUGUCUGGUUUGGGCAUUAUCCCACCUCAUGCAUAUUACCUCUGAAGAAUGAAUCCCCUUGGCUAGAUUUGCGUCAACUUAUUGGUAGUAGUCAUGGAUCACAUGUUUAUGUAUGUGGGCACUUACAUUCCAUGGGUGGACUUGUCCCGAGAAUGUAUACUAAACAGAAAAAAGGUUAUUUAGAACUUGAGCUGGGAGACUGGAAAGAUAACAGAAUGUACAGGCUGGCUGCUAUAGACCAUGGACACUUUUCAUUUGUUGAUCAAAAACAUAAUGUUUGGCCUCUCGUACUAGUCACAAACCCAAAGCAUGCCAAGUAUAUUAUGCCUGGCAGAGAACCUUUGCAUUUAGUUCCUGAAUCAACUCACAUAAGAAUACUAGCAUUUAGUGAUGUUGAUGUUAAAACUGUGGAAAUAACAUUUGAUCAAAUUAGUUGGAUGAACUGCAGGCUUACAAAACCUCCACUUUUUGUUUGUAAUUGGCUCCCUCACUUGUUUACAAAAGGUGUACAUCACAUGUUUGUGAAAGUCACUGAUGAGUUGGGGAGAGAGACUAAUGUAGACCACCCAUUCACUUUAGAUGGAAGUUUGAUGAAUUUCGAAAUUACAGCAAGAAUUUUACUUAUGUUGGAUGCUGGUGUAGUGUUUCAGGCAAUUUUCGGAACACUUCUACUGGUUAACGUUUUACCGUUAGUCGUUUUAAGAUUACAGAAAUAUCCACCUAGAUAUCGAAGGAAAUUUGGACGACAUGUAUUGAUACGAAUUUGGUUAUUGAGUAAAAUCGAUCGAAUAUUUUAUCCGAUUGUGUUGUAUGCGGUAUAUUUACCGUUUGGUCCAUGGGCCAUUGGAGAGCUUAUAGAUGGCCACAUUGGAGCCAUAUUUGCUUGGGGAAUAUUGAUAAAAGGCGCAUUCCUGCCAGAACCAUUUACAUAUAUGUAUGGAAGUGUGCAGCUGAUGUUUGUACAAAUACCUUUGAUAUUUGUAUUAGCCCAUUGUUUAGAUUAUCGUCUAUUUGGGCAGAACGUGAAAGGAAUAAGGCGACUGAUAAAGAAUUUACCAUUUGUGUUUUUGUUGUCAAUACAGUUGUUAUUGGCAUACUUCUUUUGGCUAGAAUAUGGAACUAUGUCUUUUAUUUUUGGACCACUAAGGACGUGGAGUAUUGCAUUAAGUAUACUUUUGUGGUAUAAGACACUGAAUUUGCCUCUAGAAUAUUGCAGAAACUUAAUAAAGCUGAACGACAUGCCGUCAUAGUAUUGUUACGCGGCGACACGGGGGCAAAUACAUUUGAUCAAAUUGUACAGCACCUAGAUAUGUGAUAUGAUUAUGAGUUGAAAGUAGUCGCUUUCCGAGUGGGCCAAGUAGACUUGGGCUUUUGAGGACGAUAUAAACGAACCUUGAUAUAAAUAAACAAAUAAUCUUAUUUCUUAGUCUAUAUAAUUAUAUUUUUCGAAAGAAGUCGUUGGCACCAAAGAUUUUCAAUGUCAAGUAAGUUAAUUAAGUAUUGAUAUGUGAAGAUUAUUGAUUAUUGGAUUAUUGACGAGACUGUUGCUUCAACACCUUAGUCUGGUUAAAGGAAUGACUCAAUUUGAUAUCAAAAGAUAGACAAUAAUUUGAAAUGCUAGUAUUUUCAGCGCAUUUAUAUCCCUUUUUAAAGUUCUACAAUUUAGUAGUAUCUAUUUAUUGUAAGUACCAAGAGAGGCAAAAACCAAUAUAUUAUUGUCUUUACUUCAAAUUAAAUUAUUAUUUUUAAGUUUUUUUUCCAAAACUUACGUUUGGAAGUAGC